Cebus imitator (Panamanian white-faced capuchin) is the source of this 1772-nucleotide messenger RNA. It is a transcript of the gene FBXW9, whose product is annotated as F-box and WD repeat domain containing 9. Lineage: Eukaryota; Metazoa; Chordata; Mammalia; Primates; Cebidae. Gene Ontology annotation, molecular function: protein binding. The transcript is spliced from 10 exons. The coding region runs from base 62 to 1420 and encodes 452 amino acids. Gene Ontology annotation, cellular component: preribosome, large subunit precursor. The record is from RefSeq and is a predicted model, not a curated record.
GAAGUGCACUCACGCUGCCUAGGAGACGAGACGCGAGGCCGGCAGCGCUCACCGGGUCGCCAUGGAGCUUCCCUUAGGACCGUGCGACGAUUCCCGUGGCUGGGACGAUGACUCGGAUCCCGAGUCAGAGACAGACCCCGACGCGCAGGCCGAGGCCUACGUGGCCCGCGUACUCAGUCCGCCAAAAUCUGAGCUGGCGACCCCGCGCGCCUCGCAGCUGUCCACGCCCGCCUCUUCUCCGAGCGCCUCGGAGCAUCGGGCCGCGUCCAAGGUUUCGGCCGUAAGUGAGCCGGGCCUUCUGAGCCUUCCCCCAGAGCUGCUGCUUGAAAUCUGCUCCUACCUGGACGCCCGUCUCGUGCUCCACGUCCUGUCACGCGUGUGCCGCGCGCUGCGCAACCUCGUGCGUGACCAUGUCACCUGGAGGCUACGCGCGCAACGCCGUGUACGCGCGCCCUACCCAGUGGUGGAAGAGAAGAACUUUGACUGGCCGGCAGCCUGCAUUGAGCUGGAGCAGCACCUGUCCCGCUGGGCAGAGGAUGGGCGCUGGGCUGAGUACUUCUGCCUGGCCAACGGGCACAUUUCUUCCAUUGACUCAGUGCUGCUGCUCCAGGGUGGAGCACUCUGUCUGUCGGGCUCCCGAGAUCGCAACGUCAACUUGUGGGACCUGCGGCAGCUGGGGAUGGAGCCCAGCCAGGUUCUGGUCAAGACCUUGGGCACCGAUCGAUUUAGUACCCACAAGGGCUGGGUGUGGUCGCUGGCGGCACAGGACCACUGUGUGUGCUCCGGCUCCUGGGACAGCACAGUGAAGCUCUGGGACAUGGCAGCAGAUGGGCAGCAGUUUGGCGAGAUAAAGGCUAACUCAGCCGUGCUGUGCCUCUCCUACCUGCCUGACAUCUUGGUGACCGGCACCUAUGACAAGAAGGUGACCAUCUACGACCCCAGAGCCGGCCCAGCCCUGUUGAAGAGCCAGCGACUACACUCUAGCCCUGUGCUGGCCCUGCUGGCAGAUGACCAGCACAUCAUCUCAGGCAGCGAGGACCGCACCCUGGUGGUGGUUGACCGCCGAGCCAACAGAGUCCUGCAGCGGCUACAGCUGGACUCCUACCUGCUCUGCAUGUCCCACCAGGACAUGCAGCUCUGGACUGGUGACAACGAGGGCCUGCUGCACGUCUUCGCCAACCACAAUGGCUGCUUCCAGCACGUCCGGUCCUUCAACGUGGGCCACAGGUCUCACAUCACUGGGAUCCAGUACUCACUGGGAGCCUUGUACACUACAUCCACUGACAAGACCCUCCGGGUGCACGUGCCCACAGACCCGCCAAGGACCAUCUGCACCCGAAGGCACGACAGUGGGUUCACCGGGGUAAGGUCUGUGCUGAGGGCAACCUGGUGGUGGCUGCCUCUGGGGGCCUGUCGCUAGAGGUCUGGAGGCUGCAGGCCUGAGCAGGUGGACGUGGAUGUGGAUACUGCUGGCUGGGGUCUGGGCCUCGGCCUCUGUUCUUGGGGGACCAUCCCCAACAUUGGUGCUGCCUCUCUCCCCCACAGGGCCUAGGGCACAAGGAGUCCUGGCCACAUUCGGGUGAAGGUCCUGGCCUGGGCCCUAUGCAUACGGGGUUGAAGUUGAGAUUUAGGCCCACCCAGGGGGCUGCUCCCCACCCCAGGGCCCUGUUUUUUUUUUUGUUGUUGGGGGGGGGCCUGGUUUUGUUAUGAUUUCGAUGUGCCGCUCUUAGGUGAGAGUGAAGGAGAAAUAAACCUGACGUGUUGGUGCUUGG